AUGGCAUACGAGCUUUACGAGCAUCAUUUCCCUCAUAGUUCCUACCACUUGGCUGUUACCGACCAGCACUCCAAGUCCGUUCGGGUCUUCCCACGAGACGCUUCCAAGUGGAACAAAGACGCCAUUCACUGGUCUUUCACUGCCGACCUAGACCCAUGGCCCUGGCAAAAGGACGUUUGGGCCGACCUUUCUGAAGUCAAAAUCCGCAAGACAGCUGACCGGGGUCUGGUUGCCUUAGUCGCCGCAUCAGGAGGCAAAGUUGGCAUGAUCGAUAUCAAAUCCGGGCAGAAAUCCACGACGAUAGACGACGUCGUCUGGUCAGCAACACCUGAUGGCAACCCGCAUUCCCUCGAACGAAUCCCCAAUUUGGGAGCAUUUGUUGCCGCAAGCUCGGCCUCCCAUAAGCUGACGCUGUAUGUCCCAACCGAUGGGUCAGAUGUCAACAAUCUGAAAAAGAUCAAGAAGACCCAUGAAUAUACCGUUCAGAAGGCUCACGGUGUGCUCUGGCAUGAUGGCAAGUUGUGGGCCAUCGGCGAGGAUUACCUUCACAAAUAUGAUGUCGUGGGAAAAGGGAAGGACAUCGAGCUGAAGAGGGAUGGAAAACCAAUCCCUUUGCCUAAGGUGAAAGGCAGGGCGAGCAAUGGUCACGAUCUUUCUGCUAGUUACAAGGAUGAUGAUAUCUUGCUGUUGACGCAUACCGCUGCUGCGUAUAAAUACAACACAACCAGUGGGGACUUUGAUACUCUCAUGGAAGUCGAUAAGCUCAAGUCUUUGGUUCAGCAUUCUUCUGGGGAGUAUGCCUGGGUGCGCGGGGCAAAGGGUGAUAUGGGGCAGUAUGUGUCGUUUAGUGAUGAGAGCGCACCCAAAACCGUGACGGACAAGAGAGGGUGGAAUGAUGCUGAAUUCUACAAGGCGAGGAUCUUUGAUCCUGGGUAUGAGUGA
Messenger RNA from Penicillium samsonianum, 942 nucleotides. RefSeq lists its product as uncharacterized. The transcript is spliced from 2 exons. NCBI's taxonomy places the organism in Eukaryota, Fungi, Ascomycota, Eurotiomycetes, Eurotiales, Aspergillaceae. The record is from RefSeq and is a predicted model, not a curated record. Bases 1 to 942 code for a protein of 313 amino acids.